AUGGCAAAUGGUUUAAGACGAAAUUCUUUUUCUGAAUUACCAACUAUCACCUCUCAUUGUCGACGAUGUCAACUUGAUAUUGAAUCCGAUCCACAAGCAAAUGGACGUACAAGAAUAUUGUGUCCAUUUUGUGGAGAAUUUCUUUUUGGGCCCAAUGUGACUGAUAUUCAACAAUUGAAAGAAGAAAUUAAUAAAAGAGCAAAAGAUGAUAAUAGUGAUCAUGGUCUGAGUCUUCGUUCACGUUUUAGUCGAACAUUCAAUCGAAUACUUCUACGAAGACAAAAUAUGCUUAAUAAUAAUGGUAUAACAGCAAGCCAUCGACGAGAUAAAACUAUUAAAAAUGUUAAACUGCCAGCCAUUGAAAAUAAAAAACAAUUAAGUGAACAAAAAAGUAAAGAUAAAAUGGCUUCAUCGUCACUACCAAUGAUAGCAACAGCUAUAUCGAUGCCAUCGAUUAAUACUCAUGAUAUUGAAAGUUUUCAGCGAUUGGUUAAUGAAGAGAAUUCUGAUAAUAAUCAAAUAUUUACUUUUUUCUCAAUUUUCUAUUCAAAUUUGACUUAUAUGAUGCAAUCAUUAACGCUGAACGAUGAUAAAAAGCAAAUAGAUUGGAAAUAUCUUCAAAUAAUUCAUGAGUAUAUUACAAACAAUUCGGAUACAAUAUCUCGAUUGAUUCUUAAAACCAUUGCAUCCUGCUGUGUACGAGAAAUUCGCCCAAGUGAACAUACUCGCAAAGGUUAUACGAUUCUUAUGAUGGCGCCGGUUUUUGAUGAUGCAUCAAAUAAUCAUAUUUUUGCUCAUGUAUUACGCCGUAUUUCACAUUUUGUCGAUCACGAACAGCAAGAAAUAAUAUUGGUUUUACAAACAUUGCCAGUCGAGAUGUUUCGAUUAACUGUUCGUCGUUUACAAGCAUUUGUUGCUAUAAAUCUCUUUCCAUCACGCCUGGAUAAUUCCUCAUCGACAGUUGCUAAUGGUUGGUGGAUUCCAAGUGCUAUUCGAACAUUGGCAUUAUUUAAUCAUGCUAAUGAAAUGAUUAGUGGUCGUAAAAUACCUUUGCAAGAAAUGGUAAUAGAUUCAUUGAAUUAUAUUGAUGAAGAACGUGAUUACUUUGAAUGGAAAAAUCGAAAAUCACGUGGAAUAAUUGGCGGGUUUACAUUUUGUCAAUAUCCUUUUGUGCUAAGUAUCAAUGCUAAACGGACAAUAUUAAAACGUGAUUCGGAACAACAAAUGAUUGUUAAUGCUCGUCGUAGUAUGAUACAAAAAGUUCAAAAUAAACAAAUACCAAAUUUAAACAUGUUGUUCUUAAAUUUCUACAUUCGGCGAGCACAUUUAGUUGCUGAUUCUCUUGCUGAAGUUACAAAAAAUCAUGAAGAUUUAAAGAAAAAAUUACGUGUCACAUUUGUUGGGGAACAUGGUCUUGAUAUGGGCGGUUUAACUAAAGAAUGGUUUCUUCUCUUGAUUCGACACAUUUUUUCACCUGAUUACGGUAUGUUUGUAUAUUAUGAUUUAUCCGGUAUUUUUUGGUUUAAUGGCGCAUCUACUGAUAAUGUUCGAGAAUAUCAUUUAGUUGGAAUACUAAUGGGAUUAGCAGUUUAUAAUGCAAUUAUUCUUGAUAUACGUUUUCCAUUAGUUUGCUAUAAAAAACUGUUAACACCUGCAUUUUUGACCGAACAGAUGACAAGAUUAUCAAAAAUUAAAGUUGGAAUUAUUAAAUCAACAUUAGCAGAUUUUCGUACAAUUAGACCUGAUAUUGCUAAUAGUCUUCAAUAUUUACUCGAUUAUGAUGGAAAUGUCGAAGAAGAUUUUGGUCUUACUUUUGAGGUCUCCGUGGCUCAAUUUGAUACAUCAGUAAUUUAUCCAUUGAAAGAAAAUGGAUCGACAGUCGAUGUAACAAAUGAAAAUCGAAAUGAAUAUGUUGAACUACUCAUUGAUUUCUAUAUAAAUAAACAUGUAUCAAAGCAAUUCGAAGCAUUUUAUUAUGGAUUUCAUAGCGUUUGCUCAUCGAAUGCACUUCUUUUACUUUUACCAGAAGAACUUGAAAUGUUAAUCUGUGGCAUGCAACAAUGUAACUUGAGUAGCUUAGCUAAAAUUACCAAAUAUGAAAAUUGUAAUGCAAGUGAAGACUUUAUCAAGUGGUUUUGGCAAGUUGUAGAAGAAAUGUCAUCAGAUAAACAAAGACGUCUAUUACUAUUUGUAACUGGCAGUGAUCGUAUGCCAAUCGGAGGUUUAAGUGAAAUGACAUUUAAAAUUGCAAAAAUCUCGUCCAAUAGGUGUAACAUACAUGAUUUGUUACCCAUGUCACAUACAUGUUUCAAUCAACUGCUUUUGCCGCCUUAUUCAACCCGUGAAAUUCUCAAAGAGAAAUUACUUUUGGCUAUUGAAAAUUGUGAAGGUUUUGGCAUUGAGUGA
Rotaria socialis is the source of this 2406-nucleotide messenger RNA. Lineage: Eukaryota; Metazoa; Rotifera; Eurotatoria; Philodinida; Philodinidae. The record is from the annotation of a GenBank genome assembly.